AUGAAGAAAACUGACAUCAUACGUACAGUCGAGAACAGUCAAAAUAUGCAUCCCCACCCUCCAAAAGAAACGUAUUUGCGUGAUGAUGAAGAUUCUAGGCCGCGAGGGAAGCCAGCGUGCAGCGGCAGAGCAGGAGCGACAGCGAGGGGCGACUGCGAGGGGCGACUGCGAGGGAAGUGGGAACGAGCGCGCAGCGGCGAAUGCGAACGGGAGACCGUGUCAGACGUCGUGGCAGCGGCCGCGCUAGCAAGGUUUCGUCGCUUCGCUUUUCGGCCUCAAGGGGACUGA
Gryllus bimaculatus (two-spotted cricket) is the source of this 288-nucleotide messenger RNA. Lineage: Eukaryota; Metazoa; Arthropoda; Insecta; Orthoptera; Gryllidae. The record is from the annotation of a GenBank genome assembly.